AAGUUCUAAGCUUGAUCCAUAGAUAGUGUCAUUCUGUGUGCUUUCUGAAAAUAUUUGGAGCUUCUUCAAUGGCGGAUCGUUAUCGAUGCAACCCAACAACAAUGUCGUAGGACACUGAGGCCGCCAAUGGCGCAUUUAAGAUCCAUCAUCGUGUUCUUUCUGCUCUUAUUUGCCUCUAACUCAAUUGGAAAAGAAGAACAAGACGAAGAGUUCUCAGAAGAAUUGCUUUUAAGACCAUUGCCCGAUCGGAAAGUGCUCGCCCAUUUCCACUUCGAUACCAGAGUUCCUCCGACUGACACCUAUGGCCACCACCACCAUCUCUUUCCCAAAGCCAUAUAUCAGCUGGUCCACAAGUUUCGAGUUCGGGAGAUGGAGUUGUCUUUUACACAAGGUCGAUGGAAUUAUGAGCGCUGGGGUGGAUAUGACCCCAUAUCAAGCAGCAAUGCAAAGCCUCCUGGAGUUGAAUUGUGGGCUGUCUUUGAUGUCCCUCAUCAUCAGAUCGAUGCUUCCUGGAAAAAUCUAACCCAUGCUCUUUCGGGUCUUUUUUGUGCUUCAAUCAACUUCCUAGAGUCUUCAACUACUUAUUCUGCCCCUGAAUGGGCCUUCCGGCCCGUUUCAGGCAAUUUAAGGUAUGGUACAUUGCCCCGUGAAGCUGUUUGCACUGAGAACCUAACUCCCUGGUUGAAGUUGCUUCCUUGCCGAGACAAAGCUGGGAUUUCUGCUUUGAUGGACAGACCAUCUAUCUACAGAGGAUACUACCAUUCUCAACGGCUGCAUUUGACCUCAAGUGAGUUUGAUUCAGUGAGCUCGAACUCUGGGAUAGUGCUUGAACAAACCCUUACAAUCGUUCUUCAACCAAGUACUAUGGGAACUGAUGUGACAUAUUCCAGCGGCCCAAUGUCACAACCAAGUUGGUCUCUUAGCUCUUUAUUUGGAAGGAAACUUGGUGGAAGAUGUGUACUUGCCAAAUCCAGUAAUGUGUAUGUGCAACUUGAGCAGCGAUUGGUCUCUGCAUUGACCGAGCUAUGUUAUAAGAAUGAAAGGUCUGUUGAUGAGAGUCUCUCCUUUGAAGUCUCUUGGAGUAACCCGGGCUUUGAAUUAUCAGUUUCCCCAGACUUGGUAUUUAAAGAAGUAUGCAACUUGAAUAAAGAGAGCCCAUCUAUUCUAUAUCAAUACUCGAUGGAGAAUUACAGUUACUCAAAGCCAUUUGAUUUGGGGUUCUGGUGGAAGUCUACUGUAGUUUGGUCAUGUCCAGAGGCACCAUUACAUGCUAGCAGGUUCUUAAUGGGAAGUGGAAAUGAGAGGGGUGCUAUAGCUAUUUCCUUGAAGCCUACUGUACGUGGUAAUAGUGUCCAAAGUGCUGAUAUUAAUGAAGGAUGUAGGCUGCGGGUUGAUGUUUUCCAAGUUGUGCCUUGGUAUGUGAAGGUAUAUUAUCAUACACUACAAGUGUAUGUAGAGGAACAUCUGCAAUCUGGAAAAGAUAUCAUAGAGAAGAUGCAUGUUUCUCCUUCUGAAGACAAGGUGUCCCCAGGACUCAUGGAAAUGACCUUGAGAUUUCCGUGUGGUGUGAGGUCAGCUGUAAUCACUAUAGAAUUUGAUAAGGGGUUUUUGCACAUUGAUGAAUAUCCUCCAGAUGCAAACCAGGGAUUUGACAUUCCAUCAGCUGUAGUAAGCUUUCCUGACAACCAAGCAAGCAUGCAUUUUGUCGAGGAUAACUCUUUAAACCAAACACCCCUGCUAUCCAAAUUACAGGAAAGAAGAACAGUUCUAUCUUACACAGAAGUACUGCUUGUGCCUUUGACAACACCUGAUUUUAGCAUGCCUUACAAUGUCAUCACAAUUACAUGCACAGUAUUUGCUUUAUAUUUUGGAUCACUGCUCAAUGUGUUGCGAAGGCGUGUUGGCGAGGAAGAAAGACUCUUAAAAAGCAAAGCUGCCAAGAAGACUGAUCGGUUACGCUUGAUGCUAUCCAAGUUGUUCGCUAAGCUGCGAGGGAAACCAUGGGAGCCACCGCCCUCGUCACAGUCUCAACCACUGUAUUCUUCAUCAUCUUUGAUAAGUUCCAAGCUAAUCAUUAAAGUUUUAUUAGUGGUGGCCCUUGCUGUUGGUUGGCAGUAUAUCCUGAAUGACACCUAGAGCAAGCUAGAAAGGAUCCACGGUCCAAGAAACUGAUUGGGACAUGCUGUAGAAAGGGCGGGUUAUAUGUGUUGGAGGAGUUUCAUGUCCUAGAUGCUGAUGCUGAUGCUGUCGCUUCUACUGUUGAUUUAUCUUCAUUUCAUUUAACUCCAGAGUCAUCUAAUUUUUAUUUAUGACAUUCUCGUCUUGAUCAUGUUUCUUAUUCUCGUUUAAAAUUUUUAGCUUCAACUGGUAGUUUGGAUAAUUUAGCAAGUCAUGAUAUUUCUAAUUGUAAUGGAUGCAAGUUGGCUAAAUUUAGUGUAUUACCAUUCAAUAAAAG
Messenger RNA from Ilex paraguariensis (yerba mate), 2455 nucleotides. NCBI's taxonomy places the organism in Eukaryota, Viridiplantae, Streptophyta, Magnoliopsida, Aquifoliales, Aquifoliaceae. The record is from the annotation of a GenBank genome assembly.